This is a messenger RNA of Folsomia candida, 2100 nucleotides long. RefSeq lists its product as uncharacterized. Bases 115 to 1254 code for a protein of 379 amino acids. Gene Ontology annotation, cellular component: amphisome; aggresome. Gene Ontology annotation, molecular function: zinc ion binding; protein kinase C binding; K63-linked polyubiquitin modification-dependent protein binding. The transcript has 2 exons. The record is from RefSeq and is a predicted model, not a curated record. Gene Ontology annotation, biological process: endosome organization; mitophagy; aggrephagy. Lineage: Eukaryota; Metazoa; Arthropoda; Collembola; Entomobryomorpha; Isotomidae.
CCCUGAUUCGGGCGCCAUUAAUCUGUACUUCAUUAAUUUGUAUUUUGUGCCCUAACUUUUAUCUUUUAACUUCUCAGCGAAAAGGCUUGGUGCAGCUUGCUAGGUUCUACGUGCAUGGAGUCGGUAAAACUUGAGCACCUGGGGGAUCACGUAAAAUCCAAGCACACCUGCCGAGAAUGCGAGUCUUCGAAACCGACAACUUUUCAAAUCUUGCAAAGCCUUCCAUCACCCAUGGAGAUGACUUGUUUGCUCCGUGGAUACAAAGUUAUAAUUUGGGAGCCAAUUUUCAUCGUCUUUAAAUCUCGCCAGUCCAUUCUUGCCGUAACGAUGAAGCUGUUCAAACCAAAGGAUGGUGUGGACCGUAAUAGGGUAAAAAUUGGAUGGAAAAUUUUGCAGGUUUGUGGAACCGAGGAGCGCCAUUCAGGUCUAAGCUUUUCGGUAGUUCGGUCCCCAUCCGAAGAAAAUCCGGGGACUUUUCAUACCCCAGAAAUAAAAUGGAAAGGGCACAGUGUCGUGCAGGGUUGGAAAUUAACCGAUGAUGAGCCAAACAUCAGCAGCGACAACUGGAUGGAAACACCGCUCUCGUCUUUAAUUCCGGUUGCAAAUCGAAAUAAAACAGCGAUCAACGAGAAAUCCGUGAUUCUACUUUUGAAGGUAAAGUUCCAAAGGGUAGAUGACGUUUAUUCAAAUAUGGAACGCGAACUCCCACUGAUUGCCAGCGAUUAUCGGGACAUAUUGUUAAAAGGCUCUUUUGAGUUUCCAAAAUUUUCACAAGUUUCUUGCGACAUUUGCAAAGCGGUUCCAAUAAAAGGGAGUAGGUUCAAGUGCACAGUUUGCAACAAUUUCGAUUUGUGUGAGUCUUGCGCCAGGAAGGGGUUGCACUCCGAGCAUGACAUGAUUCGAAUGAUGUUUCCUAUACCCACUAAUGGAGAGGAGUAUGCAGAGUACCUGCUGGAAACUAGCGAGAGGGUUGAAUCAGAGGGCGUCGUAUCGCAUCCCUUAGUAUGCGAAACUUGCAACGUUUUCCCAUCCAAAGGGUCAAUUUUUCUCUGCCUCGUGUGCAGCUUGCAUAUCUGUGGAGAUUGUGAAGCGAAUGGAAUUCAUAAUUGGCAUUGGAUGCUCAGGGUGACCCAAGUGUUAAAUGAGGAUCGGAGACAGUAUAUUCAAAAGGCUAGUGUCGCCAUGAGGGAGAUGAUUAAGGAGAGGUUCGAGCCCCCCAAAAUAUUGCAUAUUCUUUGUUCCCUAAAUAGGUAAAGGCGUAACUCCAAAUUGGCAAUGUUCUGUUUGUCGGACCACGUUAAGUAAAUGAAAAAAAAACUGGUUCAGUGUUAAGUUUGAGUUUUGAGUUUUUUGAACCCAUUAAUAUUUUAAGUAGUUUGGAUUGAGUUUUGAGGAUGCACAAAUAUCUUCAUAUGUAUAUUUUGUCGAUCAGGCCUCACGUAAUUUCUAGUAUAAUUCUAUGCAUAUAUGUAGUUUACUUGGAUCUACAUUUGUCUACUUGGUGCAUGCCUUGCAAUUAAUUUAGGAACAUGUAGUUGACUUUGUUCAGUAAACUAAUAAACUAUGUAUAAGUAUGUUUAGAAAAUUGAAUAACUUAAUUUUGAAAUUUACUUAGUACUAUAAUUGGAACACGUGUUGGUUAUCAUUAUAAAUUCACUAUUUUAAACUGACUUGAAUUUCCACCAAGGAAAGGAAAGGAAUCACAAACUUUUGAGAUUUCAUUUAUAUAAAAAUAUGUGAUCGUGAUUAUUGCGUGCAGAUAUUUUUAUCAUAUACAAGAUAAUCUUGAGUCACAAAAGAAUUCGAUGUGUUAACCAGAUCGUAUUGUCAUGAUUAGAAGUGAUGGCUCAUUACUUAGGUUCAUGUAUGCAUGCGAUCAAAUAUUACAUACUGUGUGUCAUUAUUCAUAUGUAUGUAUUCCGGUUACAAUUUGAGACUACGUGCGCCAACAACAAACUUGGUUGCACGGAGCGGUAUUUUCUGUCAGAUGCGAGAGAUCAUAUUGCCACUUGCAAGUUCAGGUGUUUAGGUUCGUGAGAAAUUGUGAUGAAUGAUUUUAUGUUAUGUGUAUUUGUGAUUAUAAAUAAACGAACAAGUUAA